AGUAUAUCAUGGACUACUAAAUGAAACGUUUCAAUAAAAUAAUAAUUAACUAAAUUUUAUUUUGAUAAAUAUACAGAAUGAUAAAAAAAGAAAAUUAUUUUUUAAUUUUUUCUUUAUUAUUUGUAAGAACUGUAUCGGUUUCUUCAUUUGGAUAUUCAAAACGUCAACAACAUAUGUGGUCUCAAGAAUUUAAAAAAUGUGAUGGUAAUUUACAAUCACCAAUAGCUUUAUCAACAAAAAAAUCAGUGCGAUUACCAUUGCCAGCACUUGAAAUGAAUGGCUAUCAUGAUUUUUUAUUUCAACCAUUGUCAUUAAAAAAUAAUGGUCAUUCUGUAUCAUUAAAUUUUGAAAAGAAUAAGAUAAAAAAUAAAAGAUCACCUUUUAUAUUUGGUGGGUUAUUAAAUAUUAAUCAGGAGUAUGAAUUAGAAGGACUUCAUUUUCAUUGGGGACGAAAAAAUGAUCGAGGAUCAGAGCACAGUCUAAAUGGAGUAAGAUAUCCAAUGGAAAUGCAUAUUAUUCACCGAAACAUGGCAUAUCCUAAAAUGGAAAAUGCAAUGGUCAAUGUCGAUGGCCUAGCUGUUCUUGGAAUAUUUUUUCAAUUACAGGAUAAUGAUAAUGAAAAUUUAAAACCAUUGUCACAAAAUUUACCAUCAAUACGUUGGAUUGAUAAUCAAAUUAGUUUGAAUACUUCAAUAACAUUGAGCUCAUUGUUACCCAAUGACAUUGACACUUUUUAUACAUAUCGUGGAUCAUUAACAACACCUCCAUGUAGUGAAGCUGUUACUUGGAUAAUAUUUUCAACACCAGUUCCAAUAUCUUUUAGACAAAUGAAUCAAUUUAGAAUUUUAUCAAAUGGUGAAGAUAUUCUUGCUGAUAAUUAUCGAAAACUUCAAAAACUUGGAAAACGAAAAGUUUAUUUACGAAAAUUAAUUCAAAAUUAUUCGAGUUAUUAUAAUCAAUUUGACGUUAAUGUAACAAGUCUCGAUUGGUAUUGGCAAUGA
Molecule: messenger RNA, 1001 nt
Organism: Aphidius gifuensis
Lineage: Eukaryota; Metazoa; Arthropoda; Insecta; Hymenoptera; Braconidae
Product: carbonic anhydrase 2-like
Exons: 5
Coding region: 78-1001 (307 amino acids)
Cellular component (GO): cytoplasm
Molecular function (GO): carbonate dehydratase activity; zinc ion binding
Source: RefSeq, a predicted model, not a curated record